GAUGAUUUCACUCUUCCGGCAUCGAAAAAGACAACUUUUGCUUCUCAACUUUGGCAAUCAUUAUGUCACAUCAGACAGGGAUUCAGGCUAGUGAUGAUUUGAAAUCAUUUUUCUCAACUUGCAAAGACGGCAGUGUUAGAGCUGUGAAGGUUUCCAUUAUUGAUGAACAAUUAGAGUUGGCAGGAAGUCAAAAUCCAGUUGGCACAUGGGAAGAUGAUUAUGACAAAACAGUCCUCCCAAUGUUGGAAGAGAAACAGCCAUGCUAUAUCAUAUACAGACUGGACUCAAAGAACAACCUUGGAUAUCAAUGGAUCUUCAUUUCAUGGUCUCCAGAUUUCUCACCAGUCAGACAGAAGAUGUUGUUUGCAGCAACUCGUGCCACACUGAAAACAGAGUUUGGGACUGGUUUAAUCAAAGAUGAGAUGUUUGGCACUGCAAAAGAAGAUGUGAAUUUACGGGGCUAUAAAAAGCACUUGGCCUCCCAUGAUGCACCUGCACCUUUGACCUUUGCAGAAGAAGAGAAGAAGUUGAUCAAACAGAAUGAUGUCAACACCGUGAGUGUACAUGAUAAACAUCAACAUAUGACUGGUGUUUCGUUCCCUGUCUCUGAAGAAGCUUUACAAAAGUUAGAGGAACUUAGAGAUGGUAAAAUCACAUAUGUACAACUGAGUUUGGAUAUACCAACAGAGACAAUUAACCUUGAGAUGGCAGACAACACAGAUAUCAAAUCCCUGGCCUCCAGAGUCCCAGACGAUAGUGCCAGAUAUCAUGUCUUCACGUUCAAACACACACACGAAGGAGAUUACACAGAAAGCAUAGUCUUCAUCUAUUCUAUGCCUGGAUAUAAAUGUUCUAUAAAGGAGAGAAUGCUAUACUCUAGUUGUAAAUCUCCACUGAUUUCCAGGAUAGAGGCCUUGGGAAUAGAGAUAACCAAAAAGUUGGAAGUAGAUGAUCCAAAAGAACUUUCAGAAGAAAAUGUUUAUGAUGAGAUUCACCCAAAGAAGAAUGUAGCCACAAAGAAAUUUGACAAACCCAAAGGCCCUGCAGGCAGGGGUCCCCGUCGCAUGGCCAAGACAUGAACAAACACAAUAAUAAUAUGUUACUCUUCUGGUGCUACUGUUAAAUCAUUGAUGCUUAAAGUCAGUGAUUUGCUGUAGUGAACUUUAUGAAUAAUGAAUAUGUACAUCAAAGGAAAAAUCAUAUAAGAUAGGGCAUCUGAUGUGCAUUUAUCAUAAGGAUAAAUUAUUAUUGUAAAAAAUUUGAUCAUUUAAAUAGAAAUUUAAAAAAAGAAUGUCUAAAAAAUUUAAUAUGUACAUGGAUAAUUAUUUUCCAAAAAACUUACUUUUUCAAUGAUGAUUCUAGGUUGUUGACUUAUAAAUAAAAAAAGAUUGAUCUGUGGAUGACAACCCUUCUAUAUCUUUAUCAAAAUUGUCUCAAAAUAUUUUUAUAUGUGUGUUGUUUUUCAAAUGUUGUUUUUAUUUGGAACUUCUUUCUUAGAAUUAUGUAUAGGAAAGCAAUCACUGGAUUAAUUCUAGUAUUAUUUCUGAAGUGAACUUAACUCAUAUAAAAGCAUAUCAGUCAAGCAUAAAGAGAUUAUUCAAGUAAAACCAGAAGACAUAUUGCAUUUGAUUUAAGCAUUUUUCUUUUCUAAAAAUGCAUCGAAAAUCCCCAAUAUGAAGAUGUUUGCUAAUUUCAUUUCCAUGUUAUCGUAAUGAAACAUGUUAGAGGUUAUCUACAGAUCACUAGUUUGUUUACAUUGCCAUCUUGUUUUAUACCUCAAUAACAUUGUAAUGCACACAUCAUUUUUUAGCGAUUUGAAUUCUUAAGCUUUGUUUUUCGAUUGUUAUCUUGUUAAAUAUGACUAUCAGGGGACAGUUUUUUGUAGUGUACUGUUGUUUAUUUUUUAAGUAGUAUAGCUCAAUGUGUUAGUCAUUCCAUUUCCCCUUAAGAUUGCAUUUCCAAUAAAUAUACUACUUACAUGUACAAGAUGUAAUUAAUGCUUUACUGACAGUGCAAGGCCUAACUAAAGGAGAUUCUCUAUAUUUUAACAUAAUUUAUGUUUCAUCUCAAAAAAUUUGGUAUUUUUGCAGUAUUUUUUUUAGAUGAACAGUUUAACUAGUGUAAUUUUUUAAAAAGAUGUUAAAGAUGUAUAUCUAAACAUAAAAAUAAGUAUACUUUCAGUUCCACGAUAUGUUAGUUUUCUUUUAACUUCAUAAUAUUAAUUAUAUAGUACAUGUACAUCCUAACCAGUUUUAACAUUGAUGGGCUUUAAAAAGAGGUAUAAACACACAAUAUUGUAGUGAAAUUAAUGUGUCACUCUUUUAGUUCUCCAUUCCUUAUGUCUGUUUUGUGUUGACCUAUAAUUCUAGUUUAUUGUGAUAUGAAGAUAGACUGUGAUUUGUAAUGAAGUAAAGUGACAGUGAAGGCAUGCUGUAGCAUCAUUAGUUAAGUUUGACAUAAUUAAUUCAUUAGAACAUUUAUUAAACUUUCAUACAUGUACCACUAUAAAGAGGAAUGAAAUACUUUUUAUUAUUAAAACUGUUUUUUUUUUCAACACAAUUUUUUUGUGUUGUUUUAUAAAGAUACAUGUAUUUAUUCAGUAAACUCACCCAGUGCUAAUCAAUACCACUCUAGCUGCCUAUGAAAAUACCAGUAAAUGAGAUAUGCAUCA
Saccostrea echinata is the source of this 2671-nucleotide messenger RNA. RefSeq names its product twinfilin-1-like. Gene Ontology annotation, cellular component: myofibril; actin filament; cytoplasm. The transcript is spliced from 10 exons. Lineage: Eukaryota; Metazoa; Mollusca; Bivalvia; Ostreida; Ostreidae. Bases 63 to 1079 code for a protein of 338 amino acids. Gene Ontology annotation, molecular function: actin monomer binding; actin filament binding. The record is from RefSeq and is a predicted model, not a curated record. Gene Ontology annotation, biological process: actin filament depolymerization; barbed-end actin filament capping; regulation of lamellipodium assembly.